ACAUGAUUAACACCCGUAUAAGAUAGUUCGAGAAGUACAGAUGACAGCGCCGCUUGCGCUACUCACAGUCAACCUAGAUGAGUCUUACCAGUCGACCGCCAACCCUGCGCAUUCAUGCACCAACGCCUACAACGGUCUCGUACACAGUCUCCACUCGACCGUACCCAGAUACUUUCCCCCUGCUCCUCCUGCACCACACCAAGCUUCUCAUACGCAUUAUCUGUGGGCUCCUAAUCUCGGUCCUCCUCUUUGCGAAAUGGCGCCUCACCUUUCCGCUCCCAGAGGCGCAACAAAGUGAUAUCGAGAGCUUGGUACUCAGCGGAGCUAUAGGCACUUUUGCAUUCAAGAUAGCGCAAGCAAUAGAUUGGCGAGUGUUAGGACCAGCUUGCUUAGCUGUGGGAAUGGGUGUCCUGACGCGGGGUUAUACUGAAGAAUCAUUACUGGUUUUGCGUGGAUUGGGUAUUCAGACCUCCAGCUCGUCCGCGACUUACCUGUCAUCCUCAGUGACCCGUUUUAUACCCACUACAAGUAUCCAAGACAUCUUCAUACAUGAGGCAUUCAAGGGAUUCCAGGUCAGGUUCUAUCUUGCCGUAGUUGUAAGUGGGGAGGAGGACGUGGUCGUCGUAUUUCCGAAAUUACUCCCCCGAAGACAAAUUCUAGAGGAAGUAUGGAGAGGCACACGAAAAUGCUUACACGAGCCACCCGCCGACAAGUAGCUUAGAACAUAUCAUGACUUUCGAGCAUGCCACUGGACUGUUGCUAUGCC
Molecule: messenger RNA, 766 nt
Organism: Pseudovirgaria hyperparasitica
Lineage: Eukaryota; Fungi; Ascomycota; Dothideomycetes; Acrospermales; Acrospermaceae
Exons: 3
Coding region: 78-716 (212 amino acids)
Biological process (GO): GPI anchor biosynthetic process
Cellular component (GO): glycosylphosphatidylinositol-N-acetylglucosaminyltransferase (GPI-GnT) complex
Source: RefSeq, a predicted model, not a curated record